UCAGUCACCAGUUGAACUGGGCUAUUAAGUAUUAUAUACAGGGGGGAAAAAGUCCUAACUGUGGAAAUAGUUUGGCAUGGCUGAGAAUGGAGGAAACAUGGAAAACCAGCUGGAUCAGAAUGACUGGGAGAAGAUCAAGAUUGAUCUGGCUGAUAAAGGUUAUGUCGUGGUACACGAUGUUCUAACUGAAAACGAAUGCGAUCAAUCCAUCGCCCAGUACAGGGAUUGGCUGUCCCAGUUUGAUGUAGAUGAGGCUCCAUUUCACUUGCAUUCUCUGAUCCAACGAUACCGCAUUGGCCAUUUUGAGCCUAGCUGGAGGGUUAGACUGAAGGCCAAACCCGUUUUUGCGAAACUGUGGAAAACCGAAAAACUUUUGUCAAGUUUUGAUGCCGUCGCCAUCGGCGAACCUCCCGAAAAGUCAGGAUCAGAUGAGAGAUUUGCCAGAGGUGAUGAAAAGUGGCUGCAUCUAGACCAAGGGAAAUUUAGGCAAGGUCUUCAUGCUUACCAAGGAGCUGUGUAUCUGGAAGAAACCACAGAUACUGACUGGGUGUUCAGAGUUCUGUCCGGCUCCCACAAACAUCACCAGCUGUUUUACGACUCUCACCCAGCAGCCGGUAAUAAGAGUAAGCAGGACUUUUAUAAACUAAAAGAUCCAGAAAUUCAGUGGUACAAGGAAAAAGGGUGUGAACUGACCAAAGUGCCAGUACCGAAAGGAGGAAUGGUCCUUUGGGACUCGCGCCUUGUCCAUGACAGUUGUCGCCCCGAAUUGGGUCGCCCGAAUGCCGACAGGUGGCGCUUUGUUGUUUUCGUGUCAAUGACGCCCGCAGUUUGGGCAAGCGAGAGAGACCUGAACAUGCGAAAAACUGCUUACAAGCGCUUGUUUUUAACGACACACUGGUCAUCUCAGGGCGCAAACUACUUUCCGGAGAAAAACUCAGAUUUUCCAUGGAAGCGCAUAAAAACCAUUGAAAGUUUACCCGAUAUAGCUCUAAGUGACGACGCCAAACUUUUGUCGGGAGUUAUUGAAUAUGACUUCGAAGAUGGCCGACCAAAUGGAGACGAAUAUUUUCCCGUUUGGACAAUUGGAGAGUACGCUGAGGAGCACGAAGAGCCCAUUCAACCAAUUAAACACAAGAAACGAUCAAAACCUGCAAAAUCAGGGAAGAAGAAAUAACCAUUUUAAAUGAGGGUAACCUGAGAUAAAGGAGACGUUUCUAUGCUAUAACGACUGGUAUUCGAACGUAGUUACGUAUCUUGAAUAUGUAAUGAGGAGUUACCAUUAAUUAUUUUACGAAACCUGGUUUAGGGACGAUGGAAUAAUUUAAAGGAAGUACUGUACGUAUUGUGCACUGGUUGA
This is a messenger RNA of Liolophura sinensis, 1357 nucleotides long. RefSeq lists its product as uncharacterized. Lineage: Eukaryota; Metazoa; Mollusca; Polyplacophora; Chitonida; Chitonidae. The record is from RefSeq and is a predicted model, not a curated record.